Molecule: messenger RNA, 2507 nt
Organism: Clarias gariepinus (North African catfish)
Lineage: Eukaryota; Metazoa; Chordata; Actinopteri; Siluriformes; Clariidae
Gene: tnfrsf9a
Product: tumor necrosis factor receptor superfamily, member 9a
Exons: 9
Coding region: 112-996 (294 amino acids)
Biological process (GO): regulation of cell population proliferation
Cellular component (GO): external side of plasma membrane
Molecular function (GO): cytokine binding; signaling receptor activity
Source: RefSeq, a predicted model, not a curated record
CGCGUUUGUGUGUGAGUGUGUGUGUGUGUGUGAGAGAGAGAGAGGGAGAGAGGGAGAGAGCUGUUCCUAUCUUUUACCUGUUAAGAGUUUCAUCUUAAAUUCACAACAGACAUGGAACGCAUCCAGUUGAGACUGUCUCAUGUGGUACUCAUCACCACUAUAUUAUGUGCCACUGUGGAAAUAACAGAGACAUGUGAGGACUGGGACCUGCAUGGAAUUGAUCAAAUCUGUUGUAAUAGAUGCAGUCCAGGCUACCACGCGGUAAAGAGAUGUGCAAAAGAGCGCUCUGAACUCUGCGUGCCAUGUGAGCCUAAUACUUUCGCACUUCAGCAAACUUCCCUGGAGUGGAAGUGCAAUAGAUGCACUCAGUGUACAGGACCACAGGUCCAGCUGAAACCCUGCAAGGCCAAUGCGGACACUGUAUGUGGAUGCAAAUCUGGAUUUCGUUGUGGAGACGAGCGAUGUAAUUACUGUGUUACAGAGUGCAAAGAGGGUGAAGAGCCAACAGAUAAACGAAUUUGUAGAAAAUGCCCAAACGGAAAAUUCAAUGAUAAAAUCCACAGCACUUGUAAACCAUGGACUACCAGUUGUCCUAAAGGAGAGCAGAUUAUUUCCAAAGGUACUGCACUGAGUGAUAUUAAAUGCAGCAGGAUACCAGAGACCACUACUUCAUUCCCAAAAGAAACCACCACAACGAGCAUCCCAAAAAUAAGAAAUGAAAACUCGAAUAUAUAUGCACUGUUUGCCUUGUGUGGUGGAAUUUCUGGGCUCCUGAUCAUUUUCAUUUUAUCGCUGUGGCUUGCUGUGCAAAGAACAAAAAACAAGAGCAAGAAGAAGAGCAAGGACCUAAAGCCAAAUACUCCUAAACAAGAAGACCUUACUAUAAUGGUGGUGGCUCAUGAAGAACCCUGCAGCUUCCAUCAGCCAGAGCAGGAGCAAGGAGGCAGCUUGGAGUCCAUCAACACGCAAGACUCGGAAACGAAACUCAUAGUGUGAGAUCACUGGAUUACUUUUUGAAGGAUUUACUCAUGUUAAACUGGUGCAUUCCAGAGAUUAAACGCCGGACACAAGAAACUGGUGGAUUCCUUGGUAUACUGUUUACACACGAAAGGACGUCUUCUAAGUAAGAGCUGCUUAAAAUCUUAUUGGUAGGACAUCAUACCAAACAUUGACACGAGAUACCUUGUGCAGAAAAAAAAAGCAGCUACUUCUUCAACCUGCUCGCUGACUGAUCAUGUAGGAGUUAAGAUGAGAACUUGACGGUUCUUAUAGACGUGGGCGUCUCCUACAGACUACUGCGUCACAGCCCUCCUGAAAUACCCUGGUGGGCUUUCCCCCUGUUUCCUGCUUUAAAUGGCACUAUUUUAAAUGUCUCGAUUUACAAACUUGGACACGGUUCAGUGGGAAGAUGAUUGAAAAGAAAAGAAAAAAGAAAAAAAAAAAAAAGGGGACACAUCACUUCCUGGUACUGUCUUAUCUUCUAGGAAACAUGAUUUUGCAAACACUUUCUUACGAAAGUUUGAGCACCGGGACUCAACCUUGUGUAAUGGUACGAAGCUGACAUCUGUACAAAAUAUGUUGUAACGUGUGUAAUAUUCAGAGGGAAUUUUAAAACUUUCUGGAACAAGGAAAACGGUGUAUAGGGUUUCCCCUGAGAGCCCUUGUGUGGUGUAGAUCAGCAAGAAACAUGGGAGAAAAAAGAGGACUUGGGAGAAAUGUAACCUAAUGGACUACCUCUGCUUUUUUUCUUUUAAGUUUUAAUUGGCAAAGCUGGCUACAUAUCAAACGUGAACGUAAUCCAAGCCUUUAGUGAGUCAAGGGAUUCACUAGAAAACAAUAUACCAUGACUACUUAUUAUUGAACAUUCCAUCUGUAUUAAACACUUCACCCUUAUCAUUCUUUACCAAAAGACACUUCAUAUCUUCAGCAUGACCUGUACCUGAGUCACCUGAGGAAGCAUACCAUAAAUUCUUCUCUUUAAAGACUUCCCUUUUCACUGGCACCCUGGAAUAAUCUCAGUUCUCUUCAAGGUAGUUUCUUUUGGGAAAAUCCACCCACACUUGCAUUUAAAAAAAAAAAAAAAUUACACAACUACUUAUUUCAUAACAUUUAGGGUUUUAACUUUACUGACUAGGAAAGAUAUGAAGUCCCUUUAUCAGCAAGUACAACUGCUUAGGAAUCUCCCAAGUGACUGCUUUGCAUGCAUCUGAACCAGAAAUUGGAGUUUUUCUUUUGGCACAUACACAGCAUAAUGCCUCAUUCUUAACCAUAUUUACUUGUUAGAGGAACAGUAAAAAAAAAACAUCUAAAAAUAUAAAGUCAUAAUUUUUUACUUUUUUAUAUUGUUUUAGUCUACUGAAAAUAUUUUAUACAUUUAUAUAUAUAUUUUUUUGCCGUAUUUUGGCCCAAAAAAGUGUUUUAUACUUUUUAGUGUAUUCGCUGAAAUGUCUGUGCAAUAUUAUUUCUAUGUCAAAUAAAAAUGUAUUUAAAAAAUUUUUUCCUAAAAA